Paramecium tetraurelia is the source of this 1047-nucleotide messenger RNA. RefSeq lists its product as uncharacterized. Lineage: Eukaryota; Ciliophora; Oligohymenophorea; Peniculida; Parameciidae. The record is from RefSeq and is a predicted model, not a curated record. The transcript has 6 exons. Gene Ontology annotation, molecular function: RNA binding.
AUGUUUAGCUACUCUUCACCAAAUUUGCCAGAAUCUCUCCAUAAUUCACAUUUUUUAUUACUAACUCUAACUGCUCCGCCAUCAAAUCUGAACCCUGAAUACUUUAGCUCUUUGAUGAAUCAGUAUGGACCAGUCCUACAAGUUAAAAUUUUGAAUCGGUCAUUAAUGGAAUGUAAAGUUUUAGUUGAGAUGGCUAAUACAGAUGCAGCUAAAAAUGCAAAAAAGGCUUUAGAUCAGCUAUCAUCCAAUUUUAUAAAGUGCUCCUACUAUUAAGAAGACAAAUUACAUGGUUCGUUUACUGUUGGAUCCUUUGAGACUAUUGAGGAUACGACAUCCAGCACGUUCAAAAAUAGGCAUUCCACUUCAUUGAAUGAAAUCAUAAAUGAUGCUGAUUCAAAACCUUAAAGCGCAACUGUACUGCCAAUUAGCUAAAAACUUAUUCCCUCUUCAAAAAACAUUUAAUCAACAAAAACAGUCUGUUUGAAUGGCAUCCAAGGCAAAGACUUAGAUGCACUAAAAAUUUACAAUAUCUUUAGCAAUUUUGGUAACAUUGAUAAAAUUAUUUUAAUUAAUCUGAAGAAUUUCGCUUUGGUGAAAUAUUUAAAAGAAGAUUAGGCUUAUUUCGUUUAUUAACACUGCCAAAAUAUCCAGUUUUUCGAAAGCAACUUAUAAAUCACAUUCGCAGCUGAUGAUUCUAUUGAGAAACUAGUCGGUCUAGACACUCUUUAUAGAGAGCAAGAUUAUUACAUAGGCUCUGAAGAUACAGAUAGAUUUAAUGCAAAUAAUAAAAUGAUAUUAUUACCUCCAAGUUAAGUUCUUCAUAUCUCAAAUCUUAAAAAGGUGUCCUCCAAUGCAGAAACAAUGUGGGACAUCUUCUCUGAAUACGGCGUAGUGGAAGCUGUCAAAGUGUUGAAUUCAUAGUUUAAAUUUAUGUGUUUAGUCAAGAUGGAAAGCUUGAAAUAGGCAUUAGAAAUUAUGGCUUUAAUGCACAAUGAAGAAGUUGAUGGAAGAAAUAUUCAGAUCUCAUUUACGAAAGCAAAGAUAUGA